This is a messenger RNA of Cadophora gregata, 1065 nucleotides long. RefSeq lists its product as uncharacterized. The coding region runs from base 1 to 1065 and encodes 354 amino acids. The record is from RefSeq and is a predicted model, not a curated record. The transcript has a single exon. NCBI's taxonomy places the organism in Eukaryota, Fungi, Ascomycota, Leotiomycetes, Helotiales, Ploettnerulaceae.
AUGUUGAUUCUCAGCACUCAGCUAGUCAAUGGAAAGGGUGAGCAUAUCAUCAGGCCUUCACGUCCCAGUAACCAAGCAUCGGCCACAAUCCUCGCUGGCGUCUCGGAACGGUCAAAGUCCAAGGGUGUCCCUAAUCCAGCCAGGUUCAUUAAGUUUCAUCAAUUCCAAAAGUUCCCUCCCGAAAUACGCCUCAAAAUAUGGCGCUGUACGAUGCGAACACGAGUCAUCCGCGCAGAAUACCAGAAUAUUGAGAGUGAAUUGGUCCAUGCGGAUAUGAGAUUGUCCAGAUAUGCUCUCGAUGCUGGUGUUGUCCCAGUUGGCCUCCGAGUUUGCUCCGAGUCCCGUCAAGAGACCAAGAAGCAUUACACCUUGAUCAAGUCUAUGCUGCCCGUCAAACCUUUGGAGAAAGACGGUGAGAGACUUCCUCCUGGAUGCGACCCCCCAAAACUUCCAAAGUGGCUCGAAGCGCAAAUCUGGGUCAACGUCAAUAUGGACGUCUUCUACUUCGUCAAUUUCCCCUCGACCAAUGAAUUUCUCAGCUACUUUCGGCGAAUCUCAAAACCUUCAAUUGGUGGUCUACCCCUUACGGCUCCAAUCAAGCACAUUGCCCUGGUAGGAAUCGAUACCCAGCGCUUCCGGACUUCGGGUCGCACUGAUCUGUUCUAUUCACUGUGCAUGGAACAUACUCGGCUAGAAACAAUCAAUAUUGUAAUGGACAAUAGCAAGUAUAGGGUAGAUCCUAAGCCAGAAAGCUACUCCUUGUGGAAGUUGACACCAUUGGGCGAUGAUGCUAGGGGUGGUGGGCAACAUGGAAGUAGAGAAGUUAGAGAACACGUCAUCGACAUCUUCAGGGGGUUCUGGGAGGGCAAAAAGACCGUGAAGGAGUAUCAAAAGUGGAUGGCUUGGAAGGAACUCAACAGAGAUUGGAAGCCUCCGAAGGUGUUUCUGAAGAGCAUUGCCAAGCUCCAGAGAUCAAAGACUCCUAGGUUGAAGAAGAAAGUUGUGAUUGAAGAGUUUGAGACCGAGGACGAAGCUGACAAGAGUCACAGCCGAGCUGGAGCAUGA